UGUCAUUCCAAGGUUGUUGGAGCCUCCCUUUCUAGGUUUCUACCUCGAUGUUUUAACUCGUAUCUAUGGAGGUUUAUACCUCGCGUGUCGAACGCUGUUUGUUCUGUGCCCCCUGAGCCUACUCCCCCCCCCGCCUGAGCUCUGAUUGGCCCAGUACGGGACACACACCGACGAAACGGCAAACCACCCAACUUGCGGCAACCAUUGCAAGCCCCUUUCCGCUUCUAGUUAGCGUUUAAAAUUUCGACGCGAAAACGGCAAACAGGAAAAUUUUUCCAUAGCUACGAUUGGUCAGAGCUCUCACCGCCCCCUCUUUUUCUGCCAAGGCACCAGACAAAACAGACAAACUUCAGGAGACAUCUCCUUCUCUUUCUUUCUGCCACCAUCCGGACCAACGCUCAUCCAGCUCCAACCUCCCCCCUCCUCUCUUUUGUUAUCCAGUGUGUUUUUCUCUCUCCGUCUUUCAUUUCAUUCUCUGUCCUAUUUCUCCUCCUGUCUCUGAUCCCCCUGGUUGUAUUGAAAACGUUACGGAGUACGCAACACCCACUUCUGUUUGUCAUCGUUCCUAUUCUUUUUGUGGCUAGCCCUUUGUCCACCGGCCCUUGUCCGCACUAUUAUUUGCGUUAUCUGCCCCCUAUUUUUCGUAGGCUCGGCGGAGUCGAGAAAGUUGCAGAUCAGUAAAAAAAAAAAAAAACUUUCUUCUUCAAGAGGCGGAUCGCCUCUUUUGUCGGAUCUCUUCACUGCCGUCGGAUUAUCCCGUGCAACCAACAACGGGACGGACGGACUCUUUGCUGAAUGCGAAGCAUCCCGAAUCUAUAUCAAGAGUCAUUCUCAGUCUCCUUAGAAAACCACUUGUAACAUUUGUAUUUAUUAUUCACGGCUGCUUGUUUUUCCUUACUCUCCCCUGGAGAAGCAACGUCACGAUUUCGCUUUCUGCAUAUAUCGAAUUCUCUGCUCGCUAUUUUCGACGGUUUAAGCCCCCAAUGUCGCCAAAUACCUCAGCAAACCCCCCUCGUUCAGUCCGUCGAAGACCUUCUCUGCUAGCUGGCUUCCGUCCCAAAACUGCGACAACUGGAGCCGAUCCGCCUUUGCCCCCGUUGCCCCCGUUACCUUCGCGUCCACACACUGGCGUAUGGGUCCCUCACAAGGAUGGAAGCUAUCGAGAAGCAGUUUCGCCCUUCUCCCAUGAGAUUGCGGUGUGCGACCCGGGAACCGGGCAAUUACAACCACAACAACCCGGCUAUAUUGCAACGCCUACCCUGGUCGAAUCGGAAGAUGACAAUACUUUUCCUUCCCUGAAAACAAGACAUCGCGCCAGCAAAAGCUUCUCCAACCUGCGUCAUGGCGUCACACAUGAGUUGAGGGCCGUUGCACGUCGCCUUUCCUUGACACUUCGGCACAAGUCUUCCAAGUAUAACCUCGCAGUACCCAUGGGAGGGAAAGACGAUGGUAAUACUUCGGACGACUAUAGGUCGGCCGAUUCUGGAGCUGUCAUGGGACCCCGACCCGGUCGUUCAUUCCAUCGCCCUUCCUACAGUAAUCUCAAUGCACUCAACCGUUAUGGUUCGCCGCCACCCCCAGUACCCUACGUGGCAGAUCCUAUUCCAGGAAAUGGCUCGGAGCCGCCAAUUCUCCCUGAUGAUCUCUCGCGUGGCGCCGCUGCCAGAGCUGCUGCGGCUGCUCAAAAUGAGAUGGUCAAGAUUGGCCGCGUGGCCUCAGGCGGCGAUUCGAAGAUUUUUGAGUCUGAGACGGUUCUGCUCGAAGAGUCAGAUGUGUCAGGGGACUCCGAGAGUGGCAUCGAUGUUAAUCUACAAAAUAAUGUAGACGUCUCUAAGGAUGAUUCUGAGGUUGUGCGCAAAAAUCCUAUGGACUAUCUACCCGCUGAACUUAUGGCGCAUGUCCUCUCGUUUCUUGAUGCCGACUCACUGAGACAAACCGAAUUGGUUUCCCAUCAAUGGAACGAGCUGGCCUCUUCCCAUCAUGUGUGGAGAGAAGCUUUCUGGCACGAGUACAAGCGCGGGCCUAAUACCGGAAAAGUAGCAAACGGACAACCAAGGUAUAUGGGGCUGGGACGUGUUCGGCCGAACCAGGAUUGGAAGAAAAUGUUUGCCGUUCGACGGGCUCUGGAAUCUCGCUGGAAGGAAGGCAAAGCUGCCGCAAUCUACUUACAUGGACAUAAAGACAGCGUUUAUUGUGUUCAAUUCGAUGAAGACAAAAUCAUUACAGGUUCCCGCGACCGAACCAUUCGUGUCUGGGACGCACACUACCCCUGGCCCUGCCUCAAGAUUAUCGGUGCCCCUCCCGACCCAAAAUCACCGUCCACACUAGGCCGGCUCGUAAUCGACCCCCCAGACGACGAUGACGCCGCACGAAUCCCAUUCAUCAGCAUUAGUCCUCCGGCCCGCUCGUCCCCAGACCUAUUCUCCCCCACCUCCGCGACAGGCGACUACCACCGUGCCUCUAUUCUCUGCCUCCAGUUCGACGACGAGAUCCUCGUCACCGGCUCGUCCGACCACACCUGCAUAGUUUGGGACAUCAAGAGUGACUACAGGGCCAUCCGCCGCCUCACAGGCCACCAGGCCGGCGUCCUCGACGUUUGCUUCGACGACAAAUACAUAGUCACCUGCUCCAAGGACACAACCAUCUGCAUAUGGGAUAGGCGUACGGGUGAUCUUGUCAAACGCCUGCUAGGCCACCGUGGACCAGUCAACUCGGCCCAGCUCCGCGGUGAGCUGAUCGUCUCUGCCAGCGGCGAUGGCGUCGCGAAGCUCUGGAAUAUCACGUCAGGCCUCUGUAUCAAGGAAUUUCCCAGCCGCAACCGCGGCCUCGCCUGCGUUGAGUUCUCCGAGGACGCCCGCACAAUCCUAGCCGGCGGCAAUGAUGAGGUCAUCUACCAAUUCGACGCAAACACAGGCGAACUUGUGGACGAGUUGAAAGGUCACUGGGGCCUCGUGCGCUCAUUGCAUAUGGACUCGGCAAAUGGACGGAUAGUGAGUGGGAGCUACGAUAGGAGCGUUAAGGUUUAUGAUGCGGCAAGUGGGCAGUUAUCGAUCAGUUUGGCGAAUUGGACAACGAGUUGGAUUCUCGGUGCCAAGAGUGAUUAUCGACGAAUUGUAGCGGCGGGCCAGGAUGGGCGUACUGUUAUUAUGGAUUUUGGGUAUGGGCUCGAUGGGAUUGAGCUUCUUGAGGAGUGAUUUACGGGAGUUAAUAUGUCAAGACAGGUUUUUUCUUUUCUUCUCUUUUCUUUUCUUUUCCCUUUUCUUUUAUAUAUAUAUAUUAUUUUUUUAAUAUUUGGAGCAUCUGUUUCUUCUCUUUUCCUUUCUGUCCUUUUUUAUCUGAACACAAUUUCUUUCGUCUCUAUUUCCCUUGCAUCGUCCCUCUGUUUUGGUUCGGAAAAUCCGGUUCUGUUAUUCUUUUCCCCCUACACUGAGCUGCCACCCGGUGUGUGCAGCUUCUUCAUUUAUCCAAUCUUGACAUUCGCACGCGACGCCUACUAUCUCUCGCUGUUUUUUCCUUAUUCCUUUUCUUUUCUUCCCUUUUCUUCUGGUUUCAUCCUCACUGUUUUCUUUGGCCGUCUGCAGCUUAUUUGCUUUUGCCUGCACACAGAAAUGAUUUCAUCCUGAUAUUCAUCUGUUCUUGCACCUAUUUUCUAUGUUAUGUUACGCCUGUGUAUAACCGUCAUAGACAGUCUUCUGUUCUCGAUUCUUAUUAUCUACUUUCUUGUCUUGUCUAUUCUUUUCUCUCCUUUCCAUUUCUAUUUCCUGCUUCUCUAUAGGUUUUAAACCUAUGUUGCCUUCUACUGGGAUUUUAGACCUGUUUUUUCUUAUCUAUAUAUUUCUUUCUUCGGUUUUUCUCUUGCGCUAUACCGGAGCUGGGUUGACUGUAUUCAUUUUCAAUGCUGUAUGUGCUGUAUGAGCUGUAUGUGCUGUUUGUUGCGGUUUGACUGCUGUUCAUAGAGAUGGGAAUGUUUUAACUAUUUUCUUCUUGUCGGUUUCUCCUCUUCUAUAUGAAAUAAUUAUGCCGCACGCCUAGCACGAAUUUUUAUUAUCCAUUUCAACGCUAAACUUUUUAUUCUCUUCAGACAUGUGAUUGUAUUCAGUGAAUUUGAUGAUACCUAAUAUUUUGCUUUGCUAGCGGAGUGCUAAAAGGAUUUUCUUGGACUGUGAGUGGAGGAAUUGAACAGGAAGAACCGUUCCGAUGACAACGAACCACCGGAAGGC
Blastomyces dermatitidis ER-3 is the source of this 4220-nucleotide messenger RNA. Its product is annotated as F-box and domain-containing protein. Gene Ontology annotation, molecular function: protein binding. The transcript is spliced from 3 exons. The record is from RefSeq and is a predicted model, not a curated record. Bases 984 to 3194 code for a protein of 736 amino acids. Lineage: Eukaryota; Fungi; Ascomycota; Eurotiomycetes; Onygenales; Ajellomycetaceae.